UGGUAGUCAUAAUUAGUUGGUUAUGCGCGCUCGUAGAUAUAGAACUUGGCAUGGAACGCUUCGAUUGUUUUCAUCGAAUCUAGGAUCUGUCUGUACGAAAACUCAACACCAAAGUGAAUUAUUGCCUGGAAAAAGAAGAACAGUGUUUAACGAUAUAAUCGUGCAAUUAACUACAACCGAUAGUAUUCUCUCUUAAUUUUGUUAAAGUGAACGAGUGUAAAAAAUAUUACAAAAUGAACGAAGUGAAUUAUUUCAUGAAUGUCACUGGUCCCGAGCACUGGAUAAUCUUUGACUUUGAAACAACUGACUUUAUCUGGAACGUUCUGAUAUGGAUGAGGAAUUAUUGGUGGAAGUGCUUUUACUAUACUGCUAUUUAUUUAGUCGUCAUUUUCACAGGGAAGCUUUAUAUGUCAAAUAGACCAAAGUUUGAUCUGAGAAGUGCACUCGCAUUAUGGAGCGGAUUGCUUGCGAUAUUCUCCAUUAUAGGAACUAUAAGAACAAUGCCAGAAUUGUUUCACAUAUUAUACAAUCACGGAUUUUACUAUAGUAUUUGUUCGAACAGUUACUAUACUCAUGAUCAUGUGUGUGCUUUCUGGUCAAGCUUGUUCGCCUUAUCAAAGAUCGUAGAACUUGGCGAUACUGUCUUCAUUGUGUUACGAAAGCAGCCAUUAAUAUUUCUACAUUGGUACCAUCAUAUAACGGUUAUCUAUUUCACAUGGUACUCUUAUGCGCUACUCAUGGGAACAUCCAGAUGGUAUAUCGUGAUGAAUUACUUUGUCCAUUCCUGGAUGUACUCUUACUAUGCUCUUAAAGCAAUGGAAAUCAAACCACCAAGAUUCAUCGCCAUGAUGAUUACUACGAUGCAGCUAGUGCAAAUGGUUGUAGGUUUCUUUGUAACUGGCGCGGCUUACUAUUAUAUAAAGAUUGGCGAGAAAGAAUGCCACGCUACGACUUUCAACGCCGCUUGCGGUUUGCUCAUGUACUUCAGUUACUUCGUUCUAUUCGCUAUGUACUUUUACAAGACCUAUCUGUCUGGUAAUAGCAGGACGAAAGUCGAAUAGGAAUACCAUA
Bombus huntii is the source of this 1071-nucleotide messenger RNA. RefSeq names its product elongation of very long chain fatty acids protein 6-like. Gene Ontology annotation, molecular function: fatty acid elongase activity. The transcript has 3 exons. The coding region runs from base 234 to 1061 and encodes 275 amino acids. Gene Ontology annotation, cellular component: endoplasmic reticulum membrane. The record is from RefSeq and is a predicted model, not a curated record. Lineage: Eukaryota; Metazoa; Arthropoda; Insecta; Hymenoptera; Apidae. Gene Ontology annotation, biological process: very long-chain fatty acid biosynthetic process; fatty acid elongation, monounsaturated fatty acid; fatty acid elongation, polyunsaturated fatty acid.